AUGGCACAAGCAGGGGUGGUUGCCUUCAACAUUGGGGCAUUCGUCUCCACGCUAUUCUUACUCGAAUUCGGAGCCGACAAGUUUAUCGCGCACACCUCUAUUGUCGCGGCGCGUACUAAAAUCUCAGAGGUUGUCAUUGGACUCGUCACCGCUGGUGCAGAAUGGGAAGAGCUGGCGGUUGUGGUCGGGUCUCUUGCGCAAGGCCGAUCGUCCUUAGCGCUGGGUAAUGUCGUUGGGGCAUCUAUAUCCAAUAUCCUAGGCGCCUUUUCUCUUGGGCUUUUGUUCUAUGGCCAAGGAGAGGUCGUCGAGUUUGACAGAAGCUCGCGAAUCUACUCGCUCUUGGUCCUUGUCCUGACAACCUCAGUAACGCCAAUCAUCUAUCACUCGACAGCUAUUACCUGGCUCACGGGAGGCAUUCUUCUUAUCGCUACAUUUGCGGUCUACUUCCUACUCAUAGCAGUUGCCAUUGGUCGAGGAGUCCUCACAGCCCCAGAAGAUUCUGAUAGUGAUAGCGACGACGACGAUAAUGAAGCCAAUUCGGUGUCAAGUAGGACUGCGUUGCUGAACGAUGAUACCACCACACGCCAAAGUCAACGCCGACAUGGUCUCGGCUACCACGCGCUCUACCUCUUAUUCGGAUUCCUCGCAAUCUGUCUCGCAGGUUAUGUCCUAUCUCAAGCCGCAACGAACAUCACGGAUGCGCUAGGCAUGUCUGAUGUUCUCUUCAGCGUUGUAAUCCUUGCCAUCGCCACCACUCUGCCUGAGAAAUUUAUUGCCGUCAUGAGUGGCUUCCGAGGGCAUCCGGGUAUACUUGUCGCAAACUGCGCCGGUAGUAAUAUAUUCCUGUUGUCGCUCUGUUGUGGUAUCAUCAUGGUCGGCACGCGAGGCGACUUGGAUAAGGGAACCAUGACGAUUACAGAGCUGUCGGUUUUAUGGCUGUCAACGGUCGCAUUUACAGCUACUGUCUGGUUUGGCGGCAGCUAUGCCCGCUGGAUUGGUGGUGCUAUGCUCGGUAGCUACGUUGGGUUUAUUAUCUUGGAGUUCACCGUGAUACACUCAGUCUAG
This is a messenger RNA of Akanthomyces muscarius, 1065 nucleotides long. RefSeq lists its product as uncharacterized. Gene Ontology annotation, biological process: calcium ion transmembrane transport; intracellular calcium ion homeostasis. Bases 1 to 1065 code for a protein of 354 amino acids. The transcript has 2 exons. Gene Ontology annotation, cellular component: membrane. Lineage: Eukaryota; Fungi; Ascomycota; Sordariomycetes; Hypocreales; Cordycipitaceae. Gene Ontology annotation, molecular function: calcium channel activity; calcium, potassium:sodium antiporter activity. The record is from RefSeq and is a predicted model, not a curated record.